CAUCGUGCCGCAUAUGCCGAUCGAGGCCGGCCGCUUCUCGACAACGACGCUGCGCCUACAGCUCCAAGCUAUCGAGAUACUCGAGACGCUCGCCGACCGUGUGCUGCAGCCUCUGUCGCCAAACGCAGAAACCACUGCCGAGGCCAACGAAGCGCUCCAGAAUGCCCGCCGCGUCGCCAACAAAUUCAUCCUGCGCCACUGGGACAUCUCUUCCGAGAACGUACUGGUGAACGAAGCCACCGGCCGCCCGACGUGCCUGCUCGACUUCGACAUGGUGUACGCAGACUCGCUCGCGACAAUGCCGCGCUACCCGCCCAUCAUGGCGGUCUACGAAGAAGACGAAAUCGACGCGCACACGGCGUUCCCCGACGACGUGCCGGGCUACAACGACCCGUCCAUACGAAAAGAGUUCCUGCGCGCGCGCCAGUGCAUGUGCGUAGCGUUCGACGCGCGGCUUAACGCGGUCAACUCGCCGUGGCGUGCCACGCAGCCCAGCGUGGCCUCGGCCUCGGGCGAGUAUACGCGCCAGAGAGAUGCGGGCGACGCGCUCGCGCCGGUGCGCAUGCUGGUCCGCAUGAUUAGUGAGGCAAUCCAUAGUGUCGUGGAGGUCCGCUGGUUUGAGGGCGAGCUCGACACGGCGUACCGUGCCCAAGGGCCGAGUACGCCGGCGUACGGCCCGGGGCCGAGGCCACUGUCGAACAUGCAGCGGAAGUCGAUUUGAGGGAAGCGAGGCUUUUUUUGGCAGAUGGUAAUUAGAG
Messenger RNA from Lasiosphaeria miniovina, 758 nucleotides. RefSeq lists its product as uncharacterized. The record is from RefSeq and is a predicted model, not a curated record. NCBI's taxonomy places the organism in Eukaryota, Fungi, Ascomycota, Sordariomycetes, Sordariales, Lasiosphaeriaceae. The transcript has a single exon. Bases 14 to 721 code for a protein of 235 amino acids.